Paramecium sonneborni is the source of this 1066-nucleotide messenger RNA. The record is from the annotation of a GenBank genome assembly. NCBI's taxonomy places the organism in Eukaryota, Ciliophora, Oligohymenophorea, Peniculida, Parameciidae.
AUGAGUUGGGGAUAGCCAGAAUAAGUACCUUAGUAAGAAUAAUCUUGGGGUAAUAAUACAUAAUAAUCAACAUGGGGAAAUAGUGAAUAAACAUGGGGAAAUAAUGGUGAUUAAGGAUAGGAUAAUAAUAAUAAGGCUGCUUGGGGAGAUUCAAAUAAUGGUUAAGAGAAUAAGGAAUUUCGAGGAAGAGGUGGAAGAGGUGGAAGAGGAGAUAGAGGUGGAAGAGGAAGAGGAGGGGAUAGAGGAGGUAGAGGAGGUAGAGGUAGAGGAAGAGGUAAUAAUGAUAACAAGGAGGAAGGAGAGAUUAAAACUUAAAAUGAUGUUGGAGGAGGAUGGGGUUAAUAAACAUAAGAAGGAUGGGGUUAAAAUUAAUAAGAAAAUAAAGAACAAUAAGGAAAUAAUGGUGGGAAUACUUGGGGUGGAUAAUAAGGAGAAGUACCUAUUGAAAAUGGUGGAGGUUGGGGAUAAUAAAAUACAGAAACAUAAGGAUGGGGAGGAAAUCAAGAAACAAAUAAUUAAGAUGGUUAAUAAGAUGAUUCAAGAGGAAAAGGAGGAAAAGGUAAAAAAAGAGAUUCUCCUCCACCUGCUAAAAGAGUUAGACCUAAUCCUAUUGUUAUUACAGUUGAAGAUGAUGAAGAUAGUGAAACCUAAAAUAUUAUUAUUAAUGAAUAUCCUUGCUUGUAAAAUAAAUAAAAAGGAUUUAUCAAAAGCGAAGAAUAAUAAAUUUGUUUUGAAGGAAAUAUUAAAAUUGAUGAAAAUAUUAUUAAUACUCAAUUUAUUAGUUUUGACACAGAACUAAAAGUUAAAAUUGAAUAAAUUGAAGAUUACACACUUGAAAAUUCUAAGGAAUUGCUUAAGACUAUUGGAGAUUAAAUUAUUGUAGGAAUUGUUUAAGGAGUUGAUAAAGAUAAUUAAAAAGCUAUUAACAAAUUAGCAGAUAAUUUAUUAGAUAAAUAGCAAUCAAUUCACUUCAAAGAUGUCAGUCUAUUUAGUAUUAAAUAAUUAUACAAGGGACAAAGCACUUCAAGACUAGCUUUUGUGAAGUAGAUUUAAGCUUGAAAAUUAU